Molecule: messenger RNA, 2139 nt
Organism: Leishmania braziliensis MHOM/BR/75/M2904
Lineage: Eukaryota; Euglenozoa; Kinetoplastea; Trypanosomatida; Trypanosomatidae
Product: putative phosphoinositide-specific phospholipase C
Exons: 1
Coding region: 1-2139 (712 amino acids)
Biological process (GO): lipid metabolic process; phosphatidylinositol-mediated signaling
Molecular function (GO): phosphatidylinositol-4,5-bisphosphate phospholipase C activity; calcium ion binding
Source: RefSeq, a predicted model, not a curated record
AUGGGAGCCCUCUGCAGCAAAGUGGACACUUUCGACAAGCGCGCCACCAAGCACAUUCCGGCACUCACGGCGCUUACAGACAACUACUUCUCCAUCCACAACCCAAACGAGAAUGAGUCUGCCCUCUUUUUCGCCUCGCUGCGAGUGGCGCUCCACAGCAUGCUACAUUGCAGUAAGGAAGAGGUGAACGAUGUCUUAAUCUCUUCGUGCAGCUGCAGCGUGAGCACAAGUGCUGCGCUUGAUAGGUAUCUGUCCAGGAACACAUUCAAGGUGGCACCGGAUCCCACGACUGCCAAGAUCAUGCAGGUGUGGAUGGCGUACGACAAAGACAACAGCGGCGACUUGAGCUACUCGGAGAUGAAGCGCCUGGUGGGGGGGCUCAACUUCUCGAAGGGUUUGACUGAAGAAAUCCUGAAACCCUUCAAGGACGACAAGCGCCAUACGAUCACCUUCGCCGAUUUUACGAGAGUGUACUCGGACGCCGUGAGCUUCAAGGAGCUUGGCUACGUCUUCAAGGGUUUAGCAGGCGACCGGGAGACCAUCUCGCGCGAUACUUUCGCCAGGUUUCUCUUCGAUGUCCAAGGCGAGAACUGCGAUGCCGAGACGCUCAACGAGAAGCUCGCUCUCAUGGGCUGCGUCGACACGGACGGCAUCACUGAGAAGAACUUCGUUGCGUAUCUUAUGAGCCCCCACUUCGACUCCGCGAUGGAGCAGAAGAAGCUCGAGGAGGUCUACCACGACAUGGACCAGACGAUCUCCUGCUACUUCAUCAACACUUCACACAACACAUACCUCACUGGCGACCAGCUCACGAGCAAGUCUUCCCCAGAGAUGUAUAAAAGGGUACUUCUCGACGGGUGCCGGUGCGUGGAGCUCGAUUGCUGGAACGGCCCUCAUGGUGAGCCGAUUGUGCACCACGGCUACACCCCCACCUCUCGCAUCGCCUUCAGAGAUUGCAUUACAGUGAUUCGCCAGCACGCCUUCACCGCUUCGCCAUACCCCGUGAUACUCUCGCUGGAGGUGCACGCUUCGGUGGCUCAGCAGGAUAGGAUGGCGGAGAUUCUCGAAAAAGAACUGGGCUCGCUGCUCUUCCAACCUUCGUGGGGCGCCGGUGUGAGGCCCACCAUACUCUUCUCGCCCAACAACUUGAAAUACAAAAUCCUCAUAAAGACAAAGCGCGGUGAUUUCUCUCCUGGUGAGUUGGGCAUCGACAAAUAUGACGACGCUGAGACGGACUCGGUGGCGACCACAGGCAGCAUUGACUACCUGGCGAUGAAGGCGGCUCGUAAGAAGGCCAAGAAGGAUGUGAUCAAGGUGUCGGAGAAGCUGUCAGCCAUUGUCUCCAUUGAGGCCAGUGGGUACAAGGGCGUCAAGGACUUAUCAUACCUGUUGGACAAGCAGCCGUACCACUGCUCCUCGUUCUCAGAGGGAAAAGUGGAGGCCAUCGCGCGUGAGAACCGCGACGCACUGGUGCGCAUCAACGACACGUACCUCAGCCGAACCUAUCCCGCUGGCUCGCGCUUCGACAGCAGCAACUACAAUCCGCACCUUUACUGGGAGUGUGGGUGCCAUAUGGUGUCUAUUAACUGGCAGUCCACUACCACCUUGGGCUGGCGCCUCAACCGCGGCUUUUUCCUCGACAACGGCCUCUGCGGGUACCUCCUGAAGCCGGACUACCUGCGGCCCAUAACCAGCUCCAAUGCAGCGGUGGCGGAGAAGUCGCGGCUGCUAACAGUGGAGGUGAUUUCGGGCUUCUCGCUUCCGAAGCCACCGAAGGCAAGCAAGUCAGACAUUUCUGAUCCGUUUGUGACAAUGUUUCUCGAGGGCCCUGGCGUGGACUGCACGCCAAUGAGCACGCACACGAUCCACAACAACGGCUUUCACCCCGUCUGGCGCGGUGCGGGGCAAACGGAACGGACAUGGACGGUGCACCGGUGGUCCAUGACAACCCUUGUGCUCCAGAUCCACGACCGCAAUAAGUACAGCCCAUCUGAGCUGCUCGCAGAUGCCGUCAUUCCUCUGCGUGUGCUUCGCAAAGGAUUCCGCAAGGUGCCCCUGAAUGACCACGCCGGCUACAACAUACCCGGCAGCUCUCUUGUGUGCCGCAUCGACUAUACGGAUGAGCCAGGGUCGUUUUAA